AGAUGCCAUGGGAAGUAUCUGUGGGUGAGCUGGUAGGAGAUAAAGAGGUAGAAGAGGCAGCCUGCCCUCCUAUUGCUCUCAAUCUCUUUGAUAGAAGGAUUCAAAUCCCUGUCAUUGAGGGAUAUUCUGCUUUCUAGAAGAUGUGGUAUCCAGGCAGCUUUGCUCACCCAGGCCAGGUGGAGUGGAGAGGGAGCUGGGAUGGGACCAAGUCCUGACCUGAGUGGGGCUGUCAGGGGGUGAGAGGCAAUGGGAGCCCUGCAGCCCUGUGGGGAGCCUCGGGGUCGGGGGAUCCCAUAGGCACAGAGCCGUGUAACUGGGCAAGCACUGAACACAAAGUCAAAUGAGAAACCCUUUCUGGAAAUACCCCCACUGAGGGGAAGGUGGUGGGGCCCCAGGAUGUUUCUCCCAGGGGCGGAUCUUACAGGGUAUUAAAAAGGGCUGAGAACGGGGCUGGCAACCAGAAGAGGAAAGCCCCAGUCAGCAGCACUCACUCCAAGCAAGAGGGAAGGAAGGAAAACCACACUUUGCUGCUGCUCUGCCCUGCGGCCAGCUCCGUGGGUGAUGGAAUUGGCUCCUCUCCUCUUCAUCAGCUUGCUGUGGGGCUGUAGUGGGCGGCCGACCAACAAACUGGUGGUGGUGCCAAAGGAGCCAGUGGUGCAGUACGGGGACGCAGUGCAGCUGAACUGCUCACUGGCCUGCCCAGGCGGCACAGUGCAGUGGAAAGGGCUGGACACCAACCUGGGCAGCAUCGACACCCUCCUCACCCACAGCAUCCUGAAGAUCAGCAGCGUCAAAGUGGCCACAGAGGGCAUCAAGAUCUGCCAGGGCACCUGCGGUGAGAACAGCUACCAGAACACUGCCGUCCUGAAGGUCUACUCUCUCCCAGAGGUGCUGCAGAUCAGUGUGGACCAAGCACUGAUACCGGGGCAGCCAUCCACCCUGCACUGCUCAGCUUUGCACGUGUAUCCCAUCAUAGAGCUGCAGCUCGCCUGGUACCGGGAGGACAAAUUGCUGAUGGAUGAAUUUGAAGAAACAGAGACCGAUGAGGGACUGUUUGAUGUUGUGACCACAGUGCGGGUGUCAGGGGAGGACGUGACAGAAGGGGUUGUGUUCAGGUGUGAGCUGACGUUGACAAUUGGGUCAAAGACCUUCACCCGUGUAGCAUCCAUUCCUGUGAGCAGUAGGGCUGUUACGGAGCAGCCAACAGCCAUGGCCACAUCCACAGUGAGCCCCCACACCACAAUGACCACAACGGUGAUCCACAGCAUCACUGAGCCUGCAGCCACAACAGUGCCAUCCCCAGAGCCACACGAGCCCAGCAAAGCCCUGAAUGCUGUGUCACGGAGACCUGAGACCCCCACAGAGUGGGCUGCUGCAUCCAAACCCACCCUACCCGAGCAUCAUCAGGGCCCUGCAGUGGGCACAGCAUCGCUGUAUCUGGACGGCACCUCAGCCCCCAGCAUGGGCACUGUGAGCCCUGCAGCCACACAGGGAGCAGCUGUGGGUGGCAGCAGCCCAGGCUCCCACGUAACAACACCUACCUGCAGCCUGCAGAUCUGGUCGCUGCCUCCCAACGGGAUACGAGGCAGAGCUCUGCGCAUUGAGUGCCAGGCACAGUGUACCCAAAAUGCCUCCGUCCGUUGGCUGCACACCCCUGUGGCUCUGUCCCAGUACCGGGAGGAGGCAGCAGGCAAUGGUUCCACGCUCUGGUUGGACCGGGCUGAGCCCCAUCACCAAGGCCACUAUCAGUGCAUCCUGCUGGGCCGCCAUGCACAAGCAGUCAGCAUGCAGCUGGUGGUCUCUGAUGAUACAUCCAGCUCCAUCCCUCCCAUAGCCAUGGGCACAGCGUUCUCACUCCUGGGACUGAUAGUGACUGGUAUCAUAUCUCGUCGCCUAUGGAAACGAUUUAAAUCACACUACAAUCUGUCCUAAGAGUGGAAGCUUCCUACAGCUGCUCCAUUCCUUCCUAUCAGCUCCUGCCAUCCCUCUUUCAUGCUGGAUGCUGAGCCCCUAUGAGCCAGGCAGCCCAGCUUCAGCAUAGGACCACCUGAGCCAGCAGGGUGCGGGCUGCUCCCUGCCAGACCCCAAAAGGAGCAGCUCCAGCCCAGGGGCUGCAAGCAUGGAGCUGGCUGAGCUGCUGCUGCACUCCUUUACAUCGGUGGGCACUGAGAGUUCCGUGUGCGUGGUGUGUGUGAGCAGGGCUGGCAAAGAGGAGUCUGACCCAUGGCUGAGGCUGCUGCUGCCUGGCCAGUGAAUGAGGCUGUGAGGGAUGAGCGGGGCUGGGAUGGAUGGGGCUGUGCUGGCCUGGGCCUGCAGCUCACAGUGAAUCCCAGAGCACGGCAGACACUCGGUGCAGCAGGAGGUGGGGAUGGAUGCGUGGUGCUGGGUGGGUGUGCGUAACAAC
Lagopus muta (rock ptarmigan) is the source of this 2404-nucleotide messenger RNA. It is a transcript of the gene MADCAM1, whose product is annotated as mucosal vascular addressin cell adhesion molecule 1. The record is from RefSeq and is a predicted model, not a curated record. The coding region runs from base 562 to 1932 and encodes 456 amino acids. The transcript is spliced from 5 exons. Gene Ontology annotation, biological process: heterotypic cell-cell adhesion; integrin-mediated signaling pathway; positive regulation of lymphocyte migration. Lineage: Eukaryota; Metazoa; Chordata; Aves; Galliformes; Phasianidae. Gene Ontology annotation, molecular function: integrin binding involved in cell-matrix adhesion. Gene Ontology annotation, cellular component: membrane.